UUAUCUCGCCUGACUUGCAUAUUAGAGGUAUGCCCAAUCUAUGGUGCACAAUCAUGCGCGGUAUGUAGCACAGCAGCAGCUUGUACUUUGUUAUCCUGAAUGGACAUCAAUCUAUCAGAUGCAUGUACACACAAAAAAUGGCGUCCUGUUCUGAACCUGAAAUUACAACCAGCGCCUCGUAAGGACCAUCCCAAAGUAAGCGGCUAUUUUGUCCGGAAGCAGUAUGCUUGAUGGACAGAGUGCUGUGUCUUCUCGUCAUUCGCUGUUGCCUAAUGUAUCUACAUUGGGGUAUCCCCAAAGCAGACAAAGCAGACAAAAAGAUAAAAGGAGUAGUGGUGGUGGAGAAAAGCAGAGUGGGAGCAAUGGAGCAGAGUGAGGAUACCGCGCUGUGGAGACCGAAUGACCCAAUUUUUCUGAAUGUACACCACUGGUCUGUCCUCACUGGCUUUUUAUUUUAUUUUCCAGCUGAUCUCUUUCUCCGCGCCAACACGUCCACACAGACUGGCCAUCAGCACUGCACCCAGACUCAGGAGUAGUUGCAGAGCCAUAGGAUACCCUACCAGAGUCAGUCAGGACCAAGAGGAACGACAUCAG
Gamsiella multidivaricata is the source of this 594-nucleotide messenger RNA. RefSeq lists its product as uncharacterized. The transcript has a single exon. The record is from RefSeq and is a predicted model, not a curated record. NCBI's taxonomy places the organism in Eukaryota, Fungi, Mortierellomycota, Mortierellomycetes, Mortierellales, Mortierellaceae. The coding region runs from base 231 to 536 and encodes 101 amino acids.